AUGGAACCCGCGGCGGCGACGACGUCGUUCCCGGUGGCGCAUGACCCGCCGCCACGGCCGGCGCCGCAUGUGGAGCAGCUGGGCCAGGGCCCGGCGCGUCGCAGAUGGGGCCACUGGGCGUUCCUGGUGAUCUUGCCACUCGUCCUCAUCUGCAGCUUCGCCUUGGGCGUGUACCUGGCGCGCCACAGCUUUCGGGACUUGGGUUUCGUGAUUGCCGUCUACUACUUCACCGCGCUGCUCUACUGCUGCCUCGUGAAGCUGAGCCACCUGCGGCGCGACGACACGGCGGCGGCGCCCGAGCGGUGGCGGGUCAGGCUCGCCGUGUGGACGAUCUCGGUGGCGCUUGCGAACGUGAUCGCUAACCGUAUCGCCGACGCCAUGUCGGACCUGGGGCUACAAAUCGCCGUCUGGGUGAUCACAGGCGUGGGCGUAGGCGUCGAGUUCUACUUAUCUAUAAUAUCUAUAAAAUUCAUCCCCACUAAGAUGCAAUUAAUGUUUGCAAGCUCAAAGCAGAUGCAGCCACGUCACCCCAUUUAA
Molecule: messenger RNA, 537 nt
Organism: Lolium rigidum
Lineage: Eukaryota; Viridiplantae; Streptophyta; Magnoliopsida; Poales; Poaceae
Exons: 1
Coding region: 1-537 (178 amino acids)
Source: RefSeq, a predicted model, not a curated record